Molecule: messenger RNA, 4722 nt
Organism: Bubalus bubalis (water buffalo)
Lineage: Eukaryota; Metazoa; Chordata; Mammalia; Artiodactyla; Bovidae
Product: zinc finger protein 850-like
Exons: 3
Coding region: 272-3274 (1000 amino acids)
Biological process (GO): regulation of DNA-templated transcription
Source: RefSeq, a predicted model, not a curated record
UCGCCUAGCGCUCAAUCUGCUUAGAGCAUCCUUUGGAGGAGGGUAGGCUACCGGGAAACCGUUGUGCUCCGUUGGGUAUGGUUGUCCUCAUGGAAUGGUGAGGAGCGAAGGGGACACCCGCCUAGCCAGCCUGCUUGCCCCUUUUUUUGGCGUCUCUCCUGUUGGCUCGCUGGUCGGGGACGGGAAGGUCUGAGAGAAGGCACUGUCCCGGCUGCACUCGCCAGACCCGGGGUACGGACCAACACUCCCGUCCCUCGCAAGGCAGAGUCCGAUGGCUGCGGCGGCGCUGCGGGACCCACCUCAGGGUGGUGUGACCUUUCCAGAUGUUGCUGUGCGCUUCUCCCAGGGGGAAUGGAGACUCCUUGAUGAGACUCAGAGACUCCUGUAUCUGGAUGUGAUGCUGGAGAACUACAUACUUAUAUCUUCACUGGGUUGCUGCUGUGGAGCAGAAGGUGGGGAGACACCCUGUGAAAAAACUGUUCCUAUAGGAGUCUCAUGGACUGGAUCUCCCACAGCAACUCCAUUUUCUCAGAAGACCCAUCCCUGUGAGAAGUGUAGUACAGUCUUGAGAUAUGUUUUCCAGUUGGUGGAGCAGCAGGGAACAAAAUACAGCCCAAAACUGUUGAGGUGUGGGGCGUGUGCAAAAAAAUUUUAUAUAUCUUUGAGAAGCUGUGUACAUGAGGCUUUAUCUUUUAAGAGCCCCAGAUUCCAUGUGUCAGGGAAGCCUCUUACUUCUGGGAAAAUUCUGGCCAGCAUGGGACAUCUGCAGGCCACUUAUACUGUGGAGAAGCUGAAUACAGUCACCCAGUACAGAUCAACUUCACCAAGCAGAAAUCAUACCUCCGGAAAUUGCGAGAAAGCCUUCAGCCCUGAACACACACUUGUUCAGGACUGGAGUGUCUACACUGAAAGGCCGUGUUUUGUGUGCAGGGAAUGUGGGAAAACAUUCAGGUACAAAUCAACGUUUAUUAUCCACCAGAGAGUUCAUCCUGGGGAAAGACUUCAUUUGUUUAUCAAAAGUGGCAAAUCUUUUAGACAAAACUCAACUGUCAGUCAGGAUCAAAAAAUUUAUACUCGUUCAGGAUCAGAGAAGUGCAGCAAAUGUGGGAAAUCCUUAAGCCACAAAUCAGUCCUCGUUUCUCCCCAAAGAUUGCACAAUGGAGAGAAUAGUUCUGUGUGCAGUGACUGUGCAGAGUCUUUUUACGACAGCUUUGUGUUCAUUGGACAUAAGAGAGUAUUUUCUGGAGAACGUCCUUAUAGGUGUAGUGACUGUGUGAAAUCUUUUACAUGUAGAUCUGCCCUCAUUUAUCAUCAGAGAUCUCACACAGGAGAAAGACCUUAUGACUGCAGUGAAUGUGGGAAAUCCUUUACCACUAACUGCAUCCUCCGAUCUCAUCAGAGAUCUCACACUGGAGAAAGGCCUUAUAAAUGCAGUGAAUGUGGAAAAUGCUUCACCUCUAACUUCAAACUCCGUAAUCAUCAGAGAUCUCACACAGGAGAAAAGCCUUAUAAAUGCUAUGAAUGUGGGAAAUCUUUUACCUCUACCAAUUCUUUCCAAUGUCAUCGGAGAUCUCACACAGGAGAAAAGCCUUAUAAAUGUUAUGAAUGUGGGAAAUCUUUUACCUCUACCAGCGCUCUCCAAUAUCAUCAGAGAUCUCAUACUGGAGAAAGGCCUUACAAAUGCAGUGAAUGUGGGAAAUCUUUUAUGUCUAGAUCCUCAUUCAUUUGUCAUAAUAGAUCUCACACAGGAGAAAGACCUUACAAGUGCAGUGAAUGUGAGAAAUCUUUUAUCUCUAGGCCUUCCCUCAGAUAUCAUCAGAGAUCUCAUGCAGGAGCAAGGCCUUAUAAGUGCAAUGAAUGUGGGAAAUCUUUUAUUACUAGUUCCCAUCUCCAUCGUCAUCAGAGAAUUCACAGUGAAGAAAGGCCUUAUGUGUGUGUUGAGUGUGGAAAAUCUUUUACCAGUAGCACUAGGCUCCAUUUUCAUGAAGGCACUCACACUGAAAGGCCUAUUGAGUGCAGUGAAUGUGGGAAAUCUUUUAUUAAUCCUGCUGUUUUUCAUUACCAUCAGAGAAUUCAUUCUAGUGAAUGGCCAUAUAGGUGCAGUGAGUGUGGGAAAUCUUUUACCUCAAAAUUCAACUUUCGUUAUCAUCAGGGGAUUCAUUCUGGAGACAGGUCUUAUGUAAGGUGCAAUGAAUGCAAGAAAUCAUUUACUACUAUCAGUUCUCUCCGUAAUCAUCAGAGAGUUCAUUCUGGAGAAAGACCUCAUGAGUGCAGUGAAUGUGGAAAAUCUUUCAUGUAUAGGUCGGUCCUCAAGCGUCAUCAGAAAUCACAUGCAAGGGAAAGGCCUUUUGAGUGUAGUGAAUGUGGGAAAUCUUUCAUGUAUAGGUCGGCCCUCGAGCAUCAUCAGAAAUCACAUGCAAGGGAAAGGCCUUUUGAGUGUAGUGAAUGUGGGAAAUCCUUUAUCUUUAGGAGUACCUUAAUUGAACACCAAAGAGUUCACACAGGGAAAAGUGCUUAUGUGUGUACUGAGUGUGGGAAAUCUUAUAAUAGUAAGUGUAGGCUUACUGAACACCAGAGUAUUCACAAAGGUGAAAGGCAUUAUGAAUGCAGGGAAUGUGGAAAAUCUUUUAACUUUAACUCUGCCUUGUACUAUCAUAAGAAAACUCACGCUGGAGAAAAGCCUUACAAAUGCAUUGAAUGUGGAAAAUCUUUUAUUACUAAUUACCUCCUACGUGUUCAUCAGAGAGCCCACACUGGAGAAAAGCCUUUUGAGUGCAGUGAAUGUGGGAAAUCUUAUACCCUUAAUUACUACCUUCGUUGUCAUCUUAGAGUUCAUACUGGAGAAAGGCCUUACAAAUGCACCAAAUGUGGGAAAUCUUUUACCACUAGUUAUCAGCUCCGUAUACAUCUGAGAAGUCACACUGGAGAAAAGCCUUAUGAGUGCAGUGAAUGUGGGAGAUCCUUUAGCAGCAAAUCUGGCCUCUGUUAUCAUCAGAGUGCUCACACUGGAGAAAGGCCUUAUGAGUGUGGUGAUUGUGGGAAAAGCUUUGUCCAGAGAAAUCUUCUCAUUAUACACCAGAGAGCUCACACUGGAGAAAGGCCUUAUAAGUGCAGUGAAUGUGGGAAAUCUUUCACUCGUGGCAACAGCCUCUAUUAUCAUCAGAAAGUUCACCGUGGAGAAAGGCCUUUUAAAUGUAGUGAAUGUGGGAAAUCUUUUAUUAACACCACUAAACUGCACUGUCAUAAGAAAGCUCACACUGGAGAAAGGCCUUAGGAAUGCACUAAAUAUAGGAAAUCUUUUACGAGCAAAUCACUUUGAACAUUUGAGAGUUUACCCUACAGGAAGUCAUAAAUGUGCAGUGAAUAUGCAAUUUCCUUGUUGAGUUUAGGGACACUGGAGGAAAUUGAGGGGCCAUUGGUCUGAAUUGAAUCUCAUUUCAAGUGUUUCUGAGAGCAGCAUGAAUCUUUAUUCCUUAUUCAGAUUAGAGAUUAUAGAGUAUUGAGGCACUGUUGAAAAGUAGGUAUUCUCCAAGUCUAAAAGAACCUGAUGUGUUUCCUGAUGUCCACAAAUCUUUGAGCUAAUCUCAUUAUUUGUAUAAUCUCAUUAUUUGUAUGAUCACUGGGUCCAAGGGAAACCACAAUUGGUACAGAAACUCUGGUUUAAUAGGGAGCGGGGGGAAAUUGCAGGCAACCUGAUGGAAUGUGCCUCUCCUAAAAGUGCAUCCUGAUGUUUAUAUGACAUUGACUGUGCAGUAUCAGUUUAUAUGCUGAUUCUAGUGAAUUGUACUUUAAGGACCUUACUGCAGAGGCAGGAAAGGAAAAGGGGAUGUGACUCUUGUGAUCUAGGCAGCAUUCCUGCUGACUCAGGCAGAAACCCUAACCCCAUCUUCGCUACCACUGAUAGAAGACUGAUCUCCAGAGAACAUGAGGAGUGUGUUGGUGGGUUCAGCAUACAGUUGCAGAACCUUUUUUUCCAAAAAGAGUAGGACAUAAAGGUUUUUUUCAUUUUGAGCCAAUCUUUAAAGCUAUAUCAAAGUAUAAUUUACAUGCACCAAACUUCAGCCAUGAAGUCAGACCAUUUUUUCUUGGCGGGAAACCAAUGACAAAUCUAGACGGUGUCCUGAAAAGCAGAGACAUUACUCUGCCGACAAAGAUUUGUAUAGCCAAGGCUAUGGUGUCCCCAGUGGUCACUUACGGUUGUGAGAGCUGGACCAUAAAGAAGGCAGAAUGCCAAGGAAUUGAUGACUUCAAAAUGUGGUGCUAGAGAAGAUUCCUGAAAGUCCUUUUCACAGCAAGGAGAUCAAACCUUGAAUAUUAACUGGAAGGACUGAUGCUGAAGCAAGUUUUCACCUAGGUAUGAACCUCUUGAGUCCUAAUAAUGCCCAUAUCUGUUAAUGGUAUGUUUACUUCUCCUUGCCCUUCCCACCUUUCCAAUAACCAUUGAUGUACUUUCCCUUAGAAUAGAUAAUAUGUGCAUUUUCUUGAAUUUAUCUGAUUGGAGUCAUAAACGGCUUACUAUUUUUGUUUUCCUUUGUUUCAUAAUUGUUUCAGAUUCAUCCAUGAUAUAUACAAGUAUCUCAUCUCUUUAGUUUUUGGUGAGUAGCGUUCUUAUAUUUAGAUGUACAACUGUUUAUCCAUUCAUCUUUUUCUGAGCGUUUAGGUUAUUUCUAGGUUUUCAUUCUUGAAAAUAAAGCUGCUGUAAACACUUGUGUCAGUUCUUUA